Tripterygium wilfordii is the source of this 660-nucleotide messenger RNA. Its product is annotated as glutathione S-transferase T3-like. The transcript has 2 exons. The record is from RefSeq and is a predicted model, not a curated record. The coding region runs from base 1 to 660 and encodes 219 amino acids. NCBI's taxonomy places the organism in Eukaryota, Viridiplantae, Streptophyta, Magnoliopsida, Celastrales, Celastraceae.
AUGGAAGCCCAAUUUGAAGAUUUUGAGCCAUUCCUUGAUGGAGAAUCAUACACUUCCCAGAAUGUUCAAAAUAUGAGUUGUUGUGAAGAAGCACCAGUUCCUAAAAAGAGACGGCUAGCUGGCGUCAAUCGUGGAUGUAACUUCUCAAUUAAGGAGGAUAAAAAUAUUGUCUCAGCUUGGCUAAAUACAAGCAUAGACUCAGUGCAAGGUACAGAUCAAAAGGCCAAGACGUUUUGGCAAAGAAUUGGAGCAACAUACAAUGCGAAUAAAGGCCCUAAUCAUAACGAGCGAACGGACCGAUCGUUAAGUAGCCGAUGGGGAGCCAUUCAACUUGCUGUCAACAAGUUCUAUGGAUUCCUAUCACAAAUAGAGGAUUCCCGACCAUCCGAUACCACCGAGAUUGACAAGAUACAAAUGGCUAAAGAAAUGUACCAUGAGAUGACAAAUACACACUUCGUGUUUGAUCAUUGCUGGAAUUUAUUGAGGCAUCAACCAAAGUGGUACUUGCAUAUGGGACAAUCUUCAUCAAAAAGAAAACAACCUGGUGGCAGCUCAAACAAGGUCCAUGAUACAAUAAAUUUGGAUGAUGAUAACAUCUCAGGAUCUUUUUAUGUUGAUCUAGAGAGACCAAUUGGUCGAAAUGCUGAAAAAGAACGAUGA